AGUCAUGUAAUUGAUUUAUAAAAGAAUAAAAAGAGGGAGUAAAAUUAACUAGGUAAAUGCAUAAGCUGUUGGUAAACAUAUUUGUAUUAGAACACCAGCUACGGACCUUAUAGCUCCUUUAAUUACAGCUAAAAAUGGAUUUUGAUAAAAUAUUAAUAGACUUCGGUGAAUAUGGGCUAUAUCAAAAACAAUUAAUUUGGUUAAUCGUAUUACCGUGUGUCUUGCCAUGUGGGUUUCAUGCAUACAAUCAAUUAUUCAUGGCUGCUACCCCACAACAUUGGUGUAAAGAAGAAAAUAACAUCAAUUAUACAUCUAAAUUAAAUCAUUGUUUGAAUUCUAUGAAUGGUACAUGUGAUAAUUGGGAUUAUGAUUUGAGUCGGUAUUCAUCUACGAUUGUGACCGAAUGGAACUUAGUAUGUUCAAAACGAUUUUAUCCCACUUUUGCUUUGACGUUAUUUGGCUUGAGUGGAUUAUUUGGAAUGCUUUUAUUUGGAUUUCUUCAAGAUGGGCUUGGCAGACGACCUGCUUUUUUUAUAUACUUACUAAUUGAAAACAUAUUUGGUAUAGCUACAGCUUUUGCCAGAGAUUUUUGGACUUGGUUAUUUUUUAGAAUUGGUGUUGGGUUCACCAUUCCUGCAAUUUUAGCAACUCCCAAUGUACUUCCCAUAGAAUUUGUUGGACCUGCUCACCGGACUACUUGCAUUCUACUCACCAAUAUUGCUCACUCUGUCGGCAUGGUACUUUUAUCUUUGAUUUUGUACACUUUUCGAGAUUGGCGUCAACUUGCUUUGGCAACAUCAUUACCAUUUAUGACAUAUUUUUUGUACUGGUGGAGAUUUCCAGAAUCGCCAAGAUGGCUUCUUGCACGUGGGCAAUUUGAUAGAGCAAAAAUUAUUUUACUUAAAAUGGCAAAAACAAAUGGGAAAAAUAUACAAUCUGAUUAUUUUGUCCAAUUAAAAGUCACUUAUGAUGAGACUCUUAAAAUCCAAAAAAAUAAACCAUGUGAAAAUUAUAGUGUGCUUCAUUUAUUUAAGACACCAAACUUACGAUUUAAAACUUUAGCAGUGACUUUUAUAUGGUUUGUCAAUACGACUGUGUAUGUUGGCCUUUCAUACUAUGCCCCUGCUUUGAGCUCUGAUGAGCAUUUAAAUUUUUUUUUGGCUGGUGUUGUCGAGUUGCCCACUUAUAUAUUACUAUGGCCUGCCAUGAUGAAAUAUGGUAGGAAAAGUUUAUUAUGUACUAGUAUGUUGAUUGGAGGAUGUGCUUGUUUAGCUGCUACUUAUUCUGAGUUAGAUAACAAAUGGACACUGGUAAUGUUUUGUAUAGGAAAAAUGGGAAUAUCGUCGUCCUAUGUCGUUUUAUCAUUGUUUGCGCCUGAGCUAUAUCCAACUGUAGUGAGAGGUUUGGGUAUAAGUGUUAGUUCAGUUGCUGGAAUGAUUGGACCUGUUGUUCUUCCUGUUGUGAAUUAUGUGGGAACGGGGUCUCAGUUGACACUUGUAGUGAUGGGAGUUUUGCAAAUAUUUGGUGGUUUCGUCACAUUUCUUUUACCAGAAACCAAAAACUGUCAUUUACCUCAAACGUUGGACGACGGAGAAGAUUAUAAAUAAAAACUUGACAAAUUGACUUCUAUUAGAAAAAUGUAUUUAUUGUUUAUCAUGUGUUUUAAAUGCUCACAGUUUAUUAUACGAAAUAUUACACUUAUUUUAUAAUU
This is a messenger RNA of Adelges cooleyi (spruce gall adelgid), 1711 nucleotides long. RefSeq names its product beta-alanine transporter. The record is from RefSeq and is a predicted model, not a curated record. Gene Ontology annotation, molecular function: transmembrane transporter activity. NCBI's taxonomy places the organism in Eukaryota, Metazoa, Arthropoda, Insecta, Hemiptera, Adelgidae. Bases 135 to 1607 code for a protein of 490 amino acids. Gene Ontology annotation, cellular component: membrane. Gene Ontology annotation, biological process: transmembrane transport. The transcript has 10 exons.